CAAUAAUCUAAAUAUGUUUCUGUCUGUAACUACGGCACGAACGCGCUCCGGGAUGUUUCUGAAUAAAGAACCAAGAAUUAAUGUCUGAAGGUGCCGCAGAGAUGUUCAGCGCGACGCAGACGUCCAAGUCUGAGUUCCUGGAUAAAGCUCGUCUGGCACGGGAGGAGAGGAAGGGGCAGAAGGAGCGAGAGCGAGCAGCUACACAGAUCCAGGCUCUGGUGCGCAGGUUCAUCUGUCGCUGUAGACUGCAGAGAGAAAUCAGGAAAGAGGUGGACGAGUUCUUGACUGCAGCUGAGACAGGAACCGCUAAGAGAAAUGCACUGUCCAUCUUUAAAAUCACCAGGAAGUUGUUAUUCAUUUUCAACAAAGAUGAUAAGCUGAGGUUUGAGAAACUCUGCAGAAUGAUCCUGAGCAGCAUGGACGCCGAGAACGAGCCGAAAGUGUGGUACGCGUCUCUGGCACUUUCUAAAGACCUGACCAUCGUCUGGCUUAAACAGAUCAAGGACGUCCUCUGGCUCUCCUGCGAGUUCCUCAAAAAACUCAAGCCAGACAUCCUGCAGGAUAAUAAAUUAGUGACUCUGUAUCUGUCGAUGCUCAUCACCUUCACCGACACGUCCACUUGGAAAAUAGUGCGAGGGAAAGGUGAAGCUCUGAAGCCUGCAUUAAACAGGAUCUGUGAGAACAUCAUGGGUCACCUCAACCAGAAAGGCUUUUACUCUGUUCUGCAGAUUUUGUUGACAAACGGUUUGGCGAGAUCCAGACCUUCUCUCUCUAAAGGCACCCUCACCGCCAUCUUUACACUGUCACUCAGACCCGUCUUAGCAGCACAUUUCUCUGAUAACCUGCUGAGAUCUUUCCUCCUCCACAUCAUGUCCGUCCCUGCCGUCAUCUCCCAUCUCAACACGCUCACCCCAGACUGUGUGGUCACUAUACAGACUCAUGAUCUCAUGAGGAAGUUUAUCUUGUUCCUGAGCCGAGAAGAGCAGUGUUUGGACAUCUGUGUGUGUCUGGAGGGAAGUCACACACUCUGCUUACUGGGUAACCUGAUCCAGCUGGGUUACCUGAACGUGAAGGUGCUGGAGCAGGAGGCGGGGCACUUUGUGAAAGAUCUGACCGACAUGUUGUCUUACUGCCAGAGAUACGUCUCUCAGAAAAAGUCCAACCUUACACACUGGCACCCGGUGCUGGGCUGGUUCUCUCAGACAGUUGACUACGGGCUGAAUGAGUCGAUGCCUCUGGUGACCAAGCAGCUGCAGUAUCUUUGGGGCGUUCCUGUGAUCUGCACUCUCUUCAGUGACGUCCUCAGCAAAAAACUGGAGGUGCAAGAGGCCGCCUCUCUUCCUCCUCAACCAAGCACAGCUCAGAACAACCUGCCCGUCAAAAAUCUGUUCAAACGAGCUUUCCAGAAGUCAGCAUCAGUCCGGAACAUUCUGAAGCCGGUCGGGGGGAAGAGAGUCGACUCGGCCGAGGUGCAGAAAGUGUGCAGUGUGUGUGUGCUGUAUAAGACUGCGCUCACCACGCUCACACAGAUCCGCCUGCAGAUCCUCACAGGUCUGACGUAUCUGGACGAGUUGCUGCCGAAGCUGUGGGCGUUUAUCUGUGAGCUCGGACCUCAGGGAGGACUCAAACUGUUUCUCGAGUGUCUCAAUAACGACACAGAGGAGUCCAAACAGCUGCUCGCCAUGCUCAUGCUCUUCUGUGACUGCUCACGACACCUUAUAACGAUCCUGGAUGAUAUUGAGGUUUAUGAGGAGCAGAUUUCCUUUAAGAUGGAGGAGCUGAUCACCAUCUCUUCCUUCUUAAACACGUUCGUGUAUAAAAUGGUCUGGGAUGGCAUUCUGGAGAAUGCGAAAGGUGAGAAGCUGGAUCUGUUCCACAGUGUACACGGCUGGUUGAUGGUGCUGUAUGAGCGAGACUGUCGCAGGAGGUUCACACCUGAUGAACACUGGCUACGCAAGGACCUGAAGCCUAGUCUGCUGUUCCAGGAGCUGGAUAAAGGCAAGAAGAGAGCUCAGCUGCUGCUACAGUACAUCCCUCACGUCAUUCCACACAAAAACAGAGUCCUGCUGUUCCGGAACAUUGUCACCAAGGAAAAGGAGAUGCUGGGAUUGGUAGAGACAAGCUCCGCCUCCCCACACGUGACUCACAUUACCAUUAGACGAUCUCGUAUGCUGGAGGAUGGAUAUGAUCAGUUGCGUAGGCUGCCUGUGAACGCUAUUAAAGGUGUGAUCCGUGUGAAGUUUGUAAAUGAUCUGGGGGUUGAUGAGGCUGGAAUCGAUCAAGACGGAGUGUUUAAGGAGUUUCUGGAGGAGAUCAUUAAGAAGGUCUUCAACCCUGCACUUAACUUGUUUAAGACGACCAGUGGGAACGAGCGUCUGUACCCCUCCCCCACCUCCUGCCUCCAUGAGAACCACCUGCAGCUGUUUGAGUUUGUGGGGAAGAUGCUGGGUAAGGCCCUGUACGAGGGCAUCGUGGUGGACGUUCCCUUCGCCUCGUUCUUCCUGAGUCAUGUGCUCGGGCAUCAUCACAGCUCCUUCUACAGCUCCAUCGACGAGCUGCCAUCACUCGACUCCGAGUUCUACAAGAACCUCACCUCCAUUAAGCGUUACGAUGGAGAUGUCAGUGAUUUGGGGUUGACGUUGUCGUAUGAUGAGGACGUGAUGGGGCAGUUAGUGUGUCACGAGUUGAUUCCAGGUGGAAAGACCAUUUCUGUGACUAAUGAAAACAAGAUCAGCUACAUCCACCUGAUGGCACAUUUCCGGAUGCACACACAGAUAAAGGAGCAGACUGGAGCGUUUAUCCGUGGUUUCCGCAGCAUCAUCAACCCCGAGUGGUUGCACAUGUUCUCCACCCCUGAGGUGCAGAGGCUCAUCUCCGGGGACAAUGCAGAGAUCGAUCUGGAUGACCUGAAAAAACACACCGUGUACUACGGCGGCUUCCACAGCAGUCACAGGGUGAUCAUCUGGCUGUGGGACAUCCUGUCCAAUGAUUUCACUCCUGACGAGAGGGCCAUGUUCCUCAAGUUUGUCACGAGCUGUUCCAGACCUCCUCUGUUGGGUUUCGCCUAUCUCAAACCUCCUUUCUCCAUCCGCUGUGUGGAAGUGUCUGAUGACCAGGACACUGGGGACACUCUGGGCAGCGUGCUCCGUGGGUUCUUCACCAUACGCAAGAAAGAGCCGGGCGGCCGCCUUCCCACCUCCUCCACCUGCUUCAACCUGCUGAAACUGCCCAACUACAGCAAAAAGAGCAUCCUUCGAGACAAACUACGCUACGCCAUCAGCAUGAACACGGGCUUCGAGCUCUCGUAACCCACACCUCAACAUAAAUCAGAAAUAAAAUGCAGCAUUGAUGGGAAAUAAAACCUCAGAAAGAAAUCAAGCGUCGAUGUGCAUGUUGAUGAGAGAGACCUGAACCGCAGCAGAACGUGGGCAUCACACACUGAACGAAAAUGUUUCGACCUCUAUACUACUCAGCAUCAGAAGCCAAAGGAUCUCCACAGGCCUUAUUCACCUCAUCCCUGAGCGAGAAACUCAAUCACACCCAUCGUAUUCCUGCUCACACUGCAGUUUUAAUGUCUCAGUCUCUUUUUAGUCUUUUCUUCUCAUGAGAAACUGGGACGGAGCCCCUCAGAGCAGUCGCAGUGCAGCACGGCCGAGGAGUUUCUCAGGUUUCCAGAUGGAGACGCGGACUCUCUUCUCGCUCACUGUCUGAGACGGAAAGCAAUACGGAUGCAACACAAAGCCAUGAAACACACCACAAGGAAGAGGGACAAGGUUUCCUGAGGAUUCCUGGAGACUUCAGCGUGGAGUUCUUCACAGUCUGGAUCACUGCUGCUGGUGUGAAAGAUAUAGGAAUGUUUUUUUUCUUUGUGUAAUAAACACUACAGGAGGAGAGCGAGGUGUAUUUAAGUGACUUCUUGCACAUCGUUAGAACAGGCUGCCUCAGUGAGAGUAUAGUCCAAUAUUCACUUUCUUUUUUUCGCUUAACAGAUUUUAUAGUUACUGAAUUAACAAACAGGAAACGACCCGAACUAUCGUCGAAUUUACAGAAUAUUCCAGCAGCAGCAUGAAGCUAAACUAGAUGAAGUCUGUAGAACACACACGUGGAGCUCGAGGUGUAUGUAGUGUCCUGUCACGGUUUAAACAGUAUGAUCACGUGACUGUAUUUUACCUUCUUAGUUUUCUCUUCAUUCAGGUUACGGUUUCUCUCGUUUCUUUUUGUUACGUUAUUUUAACAUUGUGCUCCACGCCGUCGUGUGUGUUUCCGACUGUAAACUAAACCACAGCCGAGCGCGGAUGCUGGAAGCUGGAAUCCCAUCUGAAGGCGCUUUUCCUCCGUGUGAAAACAGUAAUGAUGUUUGAGUGUUACACUGGAAACAAGCCAUAUGAAGGAGAUGAGCGAGUGUUAAACCAGCUCCUGGAUCACUACACACCCGACUGUAAAGGACUGAAGUUCUCCUGCAUGAUGUCACUGGAUACUUCAAAAUUGUGGUCCUGAUACACAAAUGAAAAACGAGGGCAUUCUCUUUUUUCUUUUCUUUUUUUAGAGUUUAAAAAGCAACUAAAUGAUGGAUUAGACAUGUAACCCAGGGGCUCAGUACACAGGUAUUAGUGCAUGAGCGUGUUUAAGAGCUGAUCACCUGUGUUUUAUAAACCGAUCAAAAGAUCAACAGCUCGUUUGCAGAAAUGUACGAUUUUGUAUGAAACGCUUGAAACCCUGUGUGUGUGUGUGUGUGUGUGUGUGUGUGUGUGUGUGUGUGUGUGUGUGUGUGUGUGUGUGUGUGUGUGUAAUACUAAAUUAGACUCUUGUACAUCAGAUAUUCCUGCAGAGCUUCUUCAUCUCUACUGUACAUUUUCCUGCAUAUUCUAUCCUUUUAUUCACUUUCAUUAGUGUCUGUUAUUUAGGCUGAGCUUCUGGAGCAGACCUUCUCACGUCUAACACACCACUCCAGUGUCCAGGUUUGGGAAUCACUGCUGCUCGUCUUAAUCACGCGCUCGUUCUGAUCCACUUCCUGCUUGUGCAAAUUUCAUAAUCCUGUCACAUGAUCGUGAACCUAACGAGUUGAACACAAGGGCUUUGAUCUGCAAAUUCAUCCAGAUGGACUGGUGUGUACCAGGGGUUCAUACUGUGUGUGUGUGUGUGUGUGUGUGUGUGUGUGUGUGUGUGUGUGUUCGUUCUCCAGGUUGUAGAACUGAACAUUAAUACAAAACUAACUUUAAAGGAUGAGUGUAAAAACUGAAGGUUACAGACUGAGACUCCAGUCUUUAUUGAUGUCAUAAAAUCACUUGAACUCUUCAUCCCUGUUUCUGUGUCUGAGGAUGAUUUGAUUCUGGAUCCACUACAGAAACACUACAGAAACACACGGUCGUUAUGGGAAAUAGAAAGUUUCAUCGUAAACGUCUGUAAAAUGUAAACUUCAGUCAUUUUCACACCCGAAUAUUCUACCAUUUUCACUAAACCUGUGUGUGUGUGUGCGCGCACACAGUUUUCCACCAGGUUCUUUUACACCGCAGCACUGUUGAAGUCUGGAUUGUGAUUUUCUCAUGUGUUUUUUUCACUCUGACACUAAUGCAGCUGCACACACGCAGGUUUAGAUGAAUGCACUUGAUGUAAUACAAUAUUGUUUUGAUAGUAACAGAUCUUUAGAGGUCUCGUAACAUUCAGUCAGAUUUCUGCCAGGGGACGACAGAAGAGUCUGCACUUUCUGGUUUCCUGAGAAAGAAUACGAGGCUGGACAGCUGCUAGAACAUAAGUGAGAACAGGAACUAACCUGUUUAUUCACAUUCCACACCAUUGCAUGUAACCAUCACUGGGUAGAAUCUGAUGUCAUUUAUUUACUAAUUAAAGAUGGACACUGCAACAACCAAAUACUUCAUGUGAUUUUAGAGGACAAGAAAGUGACAUCCUGGCCUUUAUUAAGUAAACUUUUCACCUGUAUCAAAAUAUGAUGAAAAUACAGGAAUAUGUGCAUCACUUUCAUCUUUGUAGAAGAUGUAGAAACUGUAGAAAAAUCUACACAUCGUAAACACGAUCUCAGUGUUGAUUUUGUUUUAGAGAUCAGAACUCAGCUUGGUCACAUCUACAGGAUGCAGCGUAUAUAUAAACUCAACGUUAAAGCGCCCUCUAGUGUUAGUGUUGAUCAAUUACACCGCAUCGUUUAAUUACGUUAUGUAAUGAUGUGAGCACGAGCGCUCUUUCCACCUGCACAUUCCUCUGUUCUGCCCAGUAACUGAUGACGAGUUCAAUCCUGGAUCCUGAUUGGUCAGAAAGGCUGAUUAUUAUAAUUAAUGAUCUUAAUGAACUUCCUCAGUGUCUCUCAGUGUUGGAGUCGUGAAAGAAGAACAUUUUUACUUGUUUUUUCAUUAUAUUUCUUUUUUUAGACAAGUCCUACAUGUGUUUUUAUAAAAGCUUUUUACCUUUUAUCACUUUUUAUAUGAUUUUUUUCACCAGGGAAUUUUGAUGGAAAUCCAUAGAGAGUUUCUAAACUAAAGCUUUUCUCUGUCUAUAAAUUUCAGAUUUUAACAGGAUAUAUACAGGAUACUUAUCUCGCUAUAUACACACACACACACACACACACACACACACACACACACAGAGGGAUGACAGCAAACAACUUCAGAUUUCCACUGAUGAGUCUCCCCCAGUGCCGGAGGCAAAUACACAGCCUGUGUACACUUCACACUGGUUUUUCCACCAGGUUCUUUUACACCGCAGCACUGUUGAAGUCUGGAUUGUGAUUUUCUCAUGUGUUUUUUUCACUCUGACACUAAUGCAGCUGCACACACGCAGGUUUAGAUGAAUGCACUUGAUGUAAUACAAUAUUGUUUUGAUAGUAACAGAUCUUUAGAGGUCUCGUAACAUUCAGUCAGAUUUCUGCCAGGGGACGACAGAAGAGUCUGCACUUUCUGGUUUCCUGAGAAAGAAUACGAGGCUGGACAGCUGCUAGAACAUAAGUGAGAACAGGAACUAACCUGUUUAUUCACAUUCCACAGCAUUGCAUAUUUACAAAUUAAAAUAUUACAAAUUCUGGCAUUUAUUAAGUAAACUUUUCACCUGUAUCAAAAUAUGAUGAAAAUACAGGAAUAUGUGCAUCACUUUCAUCUUUGUAUGUUUCCAGUUUCUCUUCUUGUUAGCAAUAAAACCACUCUUAUGUGCUUGA
Silurus meridionalis is the source of this 7159-nucleotide messenger RNA. It is a transcript of the gene ube3b, whose product is annotated as ubiquitin protein ligase E3B. Bases 81 to 3308 code for a protein of 1075 amino acids. Lineage: Eukaryota; Metazoa; Chordata; Actinopteri; Siluriformes; Siluridae. Gene Ontology annotation, biological process: ubiquitin-dependent protein catabolic process; protein polyubiquitination. The record is from RefSeq and is a predicted model, not a curated record. Gene Ontology annotation, molecular function: protein binding; ubiquitin protein ligase activity. The transcript is spliced from 30 exons.